AUGGCUGACGCUCUGCCCAGGCUCUCAAUCGCCCAGCUUCAAUUUUUUCCCCGAACCGACCUCACUGAGACGGUUGUCGAACAACUCCGUACUGAGUUUCCCAAUGGCAUGGAUGUUUCCGGACUCCAACUCGAAGACAUCCCGCUGACUGCUGGCGACGACAUUCUCUGUAAUGUCUCCACCGACUCCCACUGCCCUUUUGUGUUGUCAUCUCUUCGCCGCAAGGUCGUCUCCUCCCUCCACAACCCCUCGCGCCUAAGACUGGAGCAAACGACAAACUGGUCGAUGUGUGCUUCGUCUGGCCCGGGAUGCAUAAAGACCUGA
Molecule: messenger RNA, 324 nt
Organism: Spirometra erinaceieuropaei
Lineage: Eukaryota; Metazoa; Platyhelminthes; Cestoda; Diphyllobothriidea; Diphyllobothriidae
Source: the annotation of a GenBank genome assembly